CCACCAUCUGGCCGGCACCAUGGACGUCGACGAAGACGACACGCUCGGCUCGGCGUUUGGCCUGGGCUCCGUCCUCGCCGAGGCCGGUGUCGAUGAGGCUGCCCUCAACGCCUUCCUCGAGCGCACGGAGGGCAAGAACUCGCGUGCCCUCGAGACGGCCAUUCAGCAGGGCGACGAGAAGUACAUGGACGACGUGAGCGAUGAUGAGCUCCCCGAUGAGAGCGCAGAAGAUCGCGCCGCGCGCGCGCGCGAGCAGGCUGCGAUCAGGGCGAACGAGGAGCGAUGGGCGCGACGUGCCGCUGCAGAGCUGGCGGGGGUCGGGGCGGGACCGAGCGACAAGGAGAAGCGAAGGAAACGGCAGGCCGAGCGUGCGGCUGCUGAGAAAGACGUUGUGCGCGCAGUUUGGCCCGACUUCAGGCAGGGGACGGUGCUCAAGAUGUCCGAGGUGUUCUAUGAGACACCGGCGGCGCGAGGGGCGAUGGCAGCGGCUCUCAAGAAGAAGAAGCGACGGUUGCUGGAUGGGUUGCCUCACGAGACUUUUAUGGUCACGGUUGAGCCUCAGAAGGAGCGCCCGCCCACCAUGAGCUUCCUUCUGCCAAACCUCCCACCAUUGCCGGUGCACAACCCGUCAGAAGCCAGCUACCUUACGCCUGUAGGACAGUUGUUUGACCAGCAAUGGGUCAAAGAGGCGCGCGAAAGGAGACGGAAAGAUAUGACACGCCCUCCACGAGGUGUGCGUUUCGACGACAACGUUGAAAUUCUGGAGGAAAAGCCGCUUGACCUCGCCGACUGGGAGAGGGAUAUUGUCAUGUGUGGCCUUGACCUUGCUAUGACGGCGCACGAUCCGCUGCAGCUCCGCAACGAGCACCUUGAGAAGAGUGAUUGGAUUGCAGAUGUCAUCUGGGAUGCCCGCCGCGCAUCACCUGACCUCAUCGACGUGCACAGCGACGACGAGGAGACGGUGGCGAUUAGGGAAAAGGAGACACCCAUGACCGCCGCUCAGAGCAAGCUUGACCCGUUCAAUCUGUCCAACGACCAUCUGUAUGAGCACAACCGCGCCUCGCGAUUCCGUAUUCGCCAGACUUUCGGCGCCAUCGAGGUAUUCCACAGCCAACCGGCCAAGAUCUUGCAGAUGCCGUAUUACAAGACGACUCUGGACAAGAACGAGGCGCGCAUGUGGCACCGCACACCGCUUCAGUUCCCGACCGGGGUGUGGAACUCGUUCUCUAAGCUUAAGGCGAACCAUAAUACCCAGCGUAAAAGUCGCUUGAUGGCUGAUCCGAGCGAGCGGUUCAAAACGACCAAGGACCUCAGCCUGACAGAGAAGGGUCCAUUUGUACUCCUCGAGUUCUCCGAGGAGUAUCCUCCUAUAAUGAGCGGGUACGGAAUGGGCACGACCAUCGUCAAUUACUACCGCAAGAAGGAUGACAAGGAUGACACCGUGCCCAAGCUCGACCUGGGGCAACCGAGCAUCCUGAACGUCGGCGACACGGAGCCAUUCCUCCUCAGCUACGUCGACCCCGGGAAGGUCACGCAGAUCAUCCACAACAAUCUCAUCCGCGCCCCCAUCUGGAAGCACACCCACGAGUCUACCGACUUCCUCGUCAUCCGGCAAACGAUAAACAAUCACACGACGUACCAUAUUCGCGAGAUCAAGGACCUCUUCGUCGUCGGACAGACAGUGCCGCACGAAUCCGAGGUGCCCGGUCCACACGCGCGGAAGAAUACCAACACCGCCAAGCUGCGACUGAUGAUAUUCGCCUGGAUCUUGAUCAAGAAGAACAAGGAGCCCCAGCAUCAAAGGGUCAAGCUCUCGCGGCUGCAGAAAUAUUUCCCGGACCAAACCGAGCUGCAGAUGCGCCAGCGCCUCAAGAUCAAGGGUAACGAGUUCCUCGAGUACGACAAGGAGGCGGGCUUCCACUCGGGCUUCUGGAAGCUGAACCCGAACUACGACUUCCCCACCGAGCGCAAGGAAGUCGAGGCACUCGUCACACCCGAGAUGGCGUCGCUUUACGAGGCAAUGCAGGUCGGCGCGCAGCACCUCCGUGAUGCUGGCUACACUAAGACGGCAGAGGGAAACGCAGACGACGAGUUUGGCGAUGGCACUGAAGCGGGUCUGGAUGUGGAGCAGCGUCUUGCGGUCUGGAGCACGACGCUCAACUACAAGAAGGCCGAGGCGCAGAAGGCGUGGCUGCAGGUGCACGGUGAUGGCGACCCGACAGGCCGAGGUGAGGGCUUCUCGUUCCUCAAGACGAACAUGAAGAACUACUUCUUGCGCAAGGGCGAGACCGAGGAGGGUCGCCGCCUCGAGGCAGAGGCCAAGGCCGGCGGCGGGCCGGUCAAGAUCUCCAAUGCGGAGCAGAAUCGCAUCUACGAGGAAGAGAAACGCAAGGUCUGGGAUUUGCAGUGGAAGGCGCUCAGCAAUCCCGUCCCGCCCGCGCUCGACCUGGAUUUGACAGCGGAGACGGUUGAGCCGAACCAGGCAAUGGGCCCGCGCUUCCCCAAGGCCGAGCGCGCAUUUUCGCGCAGCGGCAGCACGUUCGAAUCGCCAAUGGACGACCCGCGGUCCCCGUCCGCGUUCUCCUUCGACGGCGAGAGUCAGUUCACAGGCAACGACCGGGGCGCACACAAGGUGCUGCGGAUCAAGCGCAUCGUGCGAGGCAAGCAAACGGUGGAGAUUGUGCGCGACCAAGCCGUCAUCCAGUCGUACCUCCGUCGCGUAGAGGAGCGCAAGCUCGCACAAUACACCGACGAGCUGGAGCACCUCGCGCCGACAGGCAAUGCGGAGGAGGACGAGCUCAAGAUCCAGGCGAUCCGGGCCGAGGUGCUGCGCCUCAAGAAGAACCAGGUGCGGCGACAGCAGCGCAAGAAGUACCAGGGCAAGGGCGAGCUGCCCGAGGUCGCGGAGGGCGAGGGCAAGCGCCGCUGCGGCGCGUGCGGCGCGUACGGGCACACCAAGGCGAACCGGAACUGUCCCAAGUUCAACGCUAAGCAGGCCGACUCGUCGGGGACGACGCCUGUCGCGGGCCCCACGCCGUACGGGUACGGGGCGCAGAUGGAUGCGUAUGCCCCUGCGACACCGGACGCGCCCAGCCCCGCGCCGAUGAAGAUCAAGUUGGCGCUGGGUGGGCCGCGCUGAGCCGAGCGCGAGCGCGCGCGAGAGAGAGCGGGCGGGAGGACAUGCGUAGAGAAGUACAAACACCACAUUAUUGUAUAACACCAACAGUCACACAUUCCACGAGCGGGAUGAUGAAAGAUGUAGCCAUGUACAGCAAGUCAGCCGCGUGUGUACAGGUCGUUUCGCACCUCGUUCGGCAUACGCUGAUCUGUCUGUGAUGUAGUCUAACCUCCCGAUCGGGGCGAGACGACAGCAGGAGGGG
Cutaneotrichosporon oleaginosum is the source of this 3380-nucleotide messenger RNA. RefSeq lists its product as uncharacterized. NCBI's taxonomy places the organism in Eukaryota, Fungi, Basidiomycota, Tremellomycetes, Trichosporonales, Trichosporonaceae. The record is from RefSeq and is a predicted model, not a curated record. Gene Ontology annotation, molecular function: TBP-class protein binding; histone acetyltransferase activity; RNA polymerase II general transcription initiation factor binding. Gene Ontology annotation, cellular component: transcription factor TFIID complex. Gene Ontology annotation, biological process: RNA polymerase II preinitiation complex assembly; transcription by RNA polymerase II.